AUGAGCUCCUUCCUCAUGAACGGUGGAUAUCAGCCACAGCCCGACCCGAAGUUCCCACCCUCGGAAGAGUACAGCCAAGCGGAUUACAUACCACCAGGGGAGUACUACCAGCACCAGCAUCUACAGUAUGGCUACCAACACCAAUACCCAGUGCAAAUUGGCACAGGAUACGGCUACGGAGGGUAUUACCAUCCUUUGCCGCAGCACCCACCUGUGGCACCUCCACCGAGACCACCGGAGCCGUCUCAUCCGUCAGACGCCGACCACGGCUUUAUCCCUCACAAUGACACUGCACCAGGCCUAGCAGAACUAGGUUUAAGACUAGAAAGGCAUAUAGAAGAAGCUGCACCAGCUGCAAGGAAACUUCAGGCCUUAGGUCGAGAAGGAUCUCCUGUAUCCGAAAUGGAUGAUGAAAGAUUACUCCUAGAUAGCCCGCCCGUUGAAGACGAUGAUUCUUCGAUAUGUUCUGAUAACACAGAUAGGGUUAUCUAUCCGUGGAUGAAGAAAAUUCAUGUUGCUGGCGUGUCUAAUGGAACCUAUCAACCGGGAAUGGAGCCAAAAAGACAGCGCACGGCGUACACGAGGCACCAAAUACUAGAAUUGGAGAAAGAAUUCCAUUACAAUCGGUACCUAACGAGAAGAAGAAGAAUAGAAAUAGCUCAUACUCUAGUCCUAUCUGAGAGGCAAAUUAAAAUAUGGUUCCAAAAUAGAAGGAUGAAAUGGAAAAAAGAUAAUAAAUUACCGAAUACCAAAAAUGUUAGAAGAAAAACUAAUCCAGCGGGCGUCACGACGACCACCACUAAAGGUGCACCAAAGAGUAGAUCGAAUAAGAAUACCAAUAAUAAUGAUAAGAAGAAAUCAAACAAUAAUGGGCGGCCUGAUAGUAUAGAAAAUGUAACAGAUAAUAUAAUGAAUGAACUUCACUGCGUUGGAGCGCAGCAGAAUAUGUCGCAUGAUCCAGCAAUCAGUCCUAUGUCACAUCCAGGGAAUCAAAUGAAUCCAGGCCAUCCAAUGACUGCACAUCAUUUACAUAUGAUGGGUAUACAUGCAGGCAUGGAUCCAUCACUCGUCGCAAGUUUAACAGCGCAUGGUUCACCAGUUGGUAAUACUGGCUGUGGAACUGGUAUUGGUACAGGAAGCGCACCAGUUAUUAAAUCAGACUAUGGUCUUACCGCCUUAUAA
Molecule: messenger RNA, 1182 nt
Organism: Pararge aegeria (speckled wood butterfly)
Lineage: Eukaryota; Metazoa; Arthropoda; Insecta; Lepidoptera; Nymphalidae
Gene: Dfd
Product: homeobox protein Hox-C4
Exons: 2
Coding region: 1-1182 (393 amino acids)
Biological process (GO): regulation of transcription by RNA polymerase II; anterior/posterior pattern specification
Cellular component (GO): nucleus
Molecular function (GO): RNA polymerase II cis-regulatory region sequence-specific DNA binding; DNA-binding transcription factor activity, RNA polymerase II-specific
Source: RefSeq, a predicted model, not a curated record